GUUUAACAUCUCUGGGGCCCACCAACCAAAUGCCAUGAACACUCCCCCUACCCCAACCUCUGAGAGCAAAAAAUUUCUCAAAACAUUUUCAUUUCAUUUGAGAACAAAGUUCGAAGACAAUCCCGUGGGGUGGCACUGCCCCUCUUGAGAGUCACAGAUCCAAUUUUACAUCCUUAUACAAAAAAUGAGGACUUGUGUCCCCAGAGAUUAUGCCCAAGAAUCACAGACCAGGUCACGGCAGAGCCAGGUAAGAAGCACUUAGAGUCUGACAGAAGAGCAUUCUCCACAGGCCAGGCAUUGUCUUAAGCUCUUUUUAGACAAACACUAAUUUAAUUCUCACAUCGACACAAGGCAGGAGGCUUGAUUAUCCCCACUAUGCAGUAGAAACUGAAGCACAGAGACAUGAAGUAACGUUUCUAAGUUCCCAGAACCGUAAGUAGCAGAGCCCUGACUCAGACCACCCUCUUCAUAACCACUAUGCCACACAGUGCAAACUACGGACUGUCAUUUAGGACUGGAGGCAAGACAAAGGGGGAAAUGCAACCCUCCUGCAUUAUAAAAACACAGGUUAGAUCAGUUCUACCAGUUCAGUACACUGACCUCCAUCAAUGCCUUCAAGCCAUAGUUUGUUUCCCACUUGGUCUCAUCUUCCUUUUUCUUGUGUUUUUCCUGCAGACAUUCAUUCCCAGAAGAAGUCGGCCCUGGGGACCUCUCGACCUUUCCUAAAAGGGAGAUCCCUGGUCACUAGAUGAGUUCCAGAAGCAUCCACUAAGGCUUCUGCAGCCCUCUGCCAUCAGUUGAUCUUCACCACAACCCAUCUCGCUCAGGAUGAGUGGCUUCCUCGCCUCCCUGGACCCCCGGCGAGUGCAGUGGGGGGCUGCCUGGUACGCCAUGCACUCCAGGAUCCUGCGCACCAAACCGGUGGAGUCCAUGCUAGAGGGAACUGGGGCCACCACAGCACAUGGCACCAAGCUAGCCCAGGUGCUCACCACCGUGGACCUCAUCUCACUCGGAGUUGGCAGCUGCGUGGGCACUGGGAUGUACGUGGUAUCUGGCCUGGUGGCCAAGGAAAUGGCAGGACCCGGCGUCAUUGUGUCCUUCAUCAUUGCAGCCGUUGCAUCCAUACUGUCAGGUGUCUGCUAUGCAGAGUUUGGAGUCCGCGUCCCCAAGACCACCGGGUCGGCCUACACCUACAGCUAUGUCACCGUAGGGGAGUUUGUGGCGUUUUUCAUCGGCUGGAACCUGAUCCUGGAGUACCUGAUUGGCACCGCGGCCGGCGCCAGCGCUCUGAGCAGCAUGUUUGACUCACUGGCCAACCACACGGUCAGCCGCCGGAUGGCGGACAGCGUGGGGACCCUCAACGGCCUGGGGAAAGGAAAACAAUCAUACCCGGACCUUCUGGCUUUGGUGAUCGCAGUCAUCGUCACCAUCAUUGUCGCACUGGGGGUGAAGAAUUCUGUGGGCUUCAACAACGUACUCAAUGUGCUGAACCUGGCAGUGUGGGUGUUCAUCAUGAUUGCAGGCUGCUUCUUCAUCAAUGGGAAAUACUGGUCUGAGGGCCAGUUCUUGCCCCACGGCUGGUCAGGGGUGCUGCAAGGAGCAGCCACAUGUUUCUAUGCGUUCAUUGGCUUUGACAUCAUCGCCACCACUGGAGAGGAAGCCAAGAAUCCCAACACAUCCAUCCCUUAUGCUAUCACUGCCUCCCUGGUCAUCUGCCUGACAGCAUAUGUAUCCGUGAGCAUGAUCUUAACUCUGAUGGUGCCAUAUUAUGCGAUUGACACGGAAUCCCCGCUCAUGGAGAUGUUUGUGGCUCGUGGGUUCUAUGCUGCAAAAUUCAUAGUGGCCAUCGGGUCGGUUGCAGGACUGACAGUCAGCUUGCUGGGCUCCCUCUUCCCAAUGCCGAGGAUCAUUUAUGCCAUGGCUGGCGACGGGCUCCUUUUCAGGUUCCUGGCUCACGUGAGUUCCUACACAGAGACCCCAGUGGUGGCCUGCAUUGUGUCGGGGUUCCUGGCGGCUCUCCUCUCCCUAUUAGUCAGCCUGAGAGAUCUGAUUGAGAUGAUGUCCAUCGGCACCCUCCUCGCCUACACCUUGGUCUCUGUCUGCGUCUUGCUCCUUCGAUACCAACCAGAAAGUGACAUCGACGGGUUUGUCAAGUUUUUGUCUCAGGAGCACACAAAGAAGAAGGAGGGCAUUCUGGCUGACUGUGAGAAGGAAGUUGGCUCUCCUGUGAGUGAAGGGGAAGAGUUUUCCGGCCCAGCCACCAACACAUGUGGGGCUAAGAACUUACCAUCCUUGGGAGACAACGAGAUGCUCAUAGGGAAAUCAGACAAGUCGACCUACAACGUCAACCACCCAAACUACGGCACCGUGGACAUGACCACAGGCAUAGAAGCUGAUGAAACUGAAAACAUUUAUCUCAUCAAGUUAAAGAAGCUGAUUGGGCCCCGUUACUACACCAUGAGGAUCCGGCUGGGCCUUCCAGGCAAAAUGGACCGGCCCACAGCAGCUACAGGGCACACGGUGACCAUCUGCGUGCUUCUGCUCUUCAUCCUCAUGUUCAUCUUCUGCUCCUUCAUCAUCUUUGGUUCCGACUACAUCUCAAAGCAGAGCUGGUGGGCCAUCCUUCUGGUCAUUCUGAUGGUGCUGCUGAUCAGCAUCCUGGUGUUUGUGAUCCUGCAGCAGCCAGAGAACCCCAAGAAGCUGCCCUAUAUGGCUCCCUGUCUCCCCUUUGUGCCUGCCUUUGCCAUGCUGGUGAACAUCUAUCUCAUGCUAAAGCUCUCCACCAUCACGUGGAUCCGGUUUGCAGUCUGGUGCUUUGUGGGUAUGCUCAUUUAUUUUGGGUACGGCAUCUGGAACAGCACCCUGGAAAUCAGCGCCCGAGAAGAAGCCCUGCACCAAAGCACGUACCAGCGUUACGACGUGGACGACCCCUUCUCGGUGGAAGAAGGUUUCUCCUAUGCCACAGAGGGCGAGAGCCAGGAGAACUGGGGCGGGCCUGCCGAAGACAAAGGCUUCUAUUACCAGCAGAUGUCAGAUGCACAGGCAAACACCCAGACGAGCAGCAAGGCGAAGAGCAAAAGCAAACACAAACAGAACUCAGAGGCCCUGAUUGCCAAUGAUGAGUUAGAGUACUCUCCAGAGUAGGAGCAAACACGCAAGAAAUGUGUAGAAAUGAUGGUGAUUUAUUUUCAGUAACUUAACCUGUGGGCUAGAAGGUGGAAACGUCUUUGGCUCUCAUUGCAAAAACCCAGCCUUCCCCAAAGUCAGUCCCCAGUCAUAGCCUGUCAUUUGCCACUUCUGCUCUUCAGGAUGGUUCUGUCGAAGGGCUUAACCCAGGUCCCAUAGCUGGUCCCCUUGUAAGAAACAAAAACAAAAAAGCUAAACAAGAAGCUACAAGAAGUUCUACCUUAGGUGCAACCAUCAGAGCUGAUGGCAGCAAACGUUUCCCAGGCCUUCGCUUUGCUGGUUGAAUCUUUUCGCUUCUAAGGCCCCAAGAAGCAGGGAGUAAACUUCCUGGACCACACUGAGGCUGCAGCUCCUCCUGGAGAUGUGCCAAAGCAGGCAGGGGUGGGCACAAGGCAGCAUGUCAGCCACCUGAGACCACAAAGGCAAAGCUCUGUUUCAGCGUGCUGGGCUGAGAGCUGCUCCCUGAGGCCAGGUGGCAUGUGGCACUUCCUCAGCAAGCCACAUUGUGUCCUGCAAUCUCACAAAAACAAAUUCAUGGAGAUGCACGCCUCUUGUCCUUCGCCAAGGUUCUCACAAUCUCCCAACUAGAACUUUAGGACACAGCAAAGGUCAGGGACUCUGAGACCAUGACCCCAAAGAUUUCAGACGCACCAUAAAGCAGUCAUGCAGACCCAAUAAUAUGGUGAGAAGCACCAUCAAAGCUCUACUUAAAUGCCCAG
Molecule: messenger RNA, 3905 nt
Organism: Aethalodelphis obliquidens (Pacific white-sided dolphin)
Lineage: Eukaryota; Metazoa; Chordata; Mammalia; Artiodactyla; Delphinidae
Gene: SLC7A14
Product: solute carrier family 7 member 14
Exons: 7
Coding region: 829-3144 (771 amino acids)
Biological process (GO): transmembrane transport; amino acid transport
Cellular component (GO): plasma membrane
Molecular function (GO): amino acid transmembrane transporter activity
Source: RefSeq, a predicted model, not a curated record